AUGACCACAGACCUCUUCAACAGUCAUGACCCGAAGAUGGUUUAUUCAUGCGACUUGGCCCUCACCGAUCAAGAGGAGCGGGAGCGGAUCCGCGAACUAUCAAGAUACUAUUGCACAGUCGCACAAUCAACACCUCCAACGGGGGAUUCUUUAACGGGGGAUGAACAGCCAGCAACUUCCGAAUUAGCCAAAGACAUAACCCUCACCGCCCUAGCCCAGCUAGGCGUCCUCCGCUUCAACGCCAACCGUUCCUUCGUGUCUAUCAUCGACGGCGACACUCAACAUAUCAUCGCCGAGGCCACUGGAUCGAUCUCCCUUCGGAACAAGGAACGCCAUGCACCGGGAAAUGGGAUUUAUCUUGGAGCGCGAUCGCUGGACCUACAGUGGGGUGUGUGCCCGCACACCAUACGCCUAUUUACAGGUCGCGAACCACUCGCAAUUGAAUCGGGCAACGUAACAGCCAAUCGAUCCCGCUACAUUAUCCGUGAUUUCACCCGCGAGGAUUGUUUCAAGGAUCGACCAUACGUGAAGGAAUGGCCGCAUAUGCGGUUCUACGCCGAGGUCCCGCUGUUCAGCUCAUCGGGAUAUGUCUUGGGUUCAUACUGCAUUGUCGAUGACAAACCACGCACUGAAUUCGGCGACGAACAGGUCAACGAUCUCCAAGAAGUGGCGGAUGCUAUUGGUGUGCAUUUGGAAAAUAUGCGCAUGAGCCAGACGCAUCUUCGGGCGGAGCGCUUGGUCAAGGGAUUGACCAAUUUCGCCAAGGAACAUGCAGGAUUCGAUCCUUCGGAGGCCUCAAACGGCGGUCGCAUUCAGUCGAGUGUCAGUGCUGCGCACUUGGCGCGCAGCGAACUCCCCGAGACCCCGGUCGGUCCUGUUCCGCCUAUCCCGGUUCUUAUGGAUCCCAUAACCAAACCUACGGAGGCUGAAAGUCCGGAUUCGGGACAGUCAUCCCUGUCAACUAUCACUGGCGAUGAAUCUGGGUUUUUCCUCCAGGAUCAAAAGUCUUCAACCGACCCUUCAUCCCUUUAUUCGGUCUCGGAUCGCCCAGUGGUGCUCAGCCCAGGAGAAGAAAAGUCUCUUGGGGAUACCAUGAAGGUGGUGGAUACGGGCGCUUUGAAUAUCGACAAAGGUUUCUCACAGCUUUCAAUCGAUGAGAGAAAACCCACAGCUGAGCGAAUUGCAACAAUUUAUUCUCGUGCGAGUGAGCUACUGCGAGAUUCCAUGGACCUGGAUGGCGUUACGCUGCUUGACGCUUGUCCAACCAACUUUUCUUUUGUACCCAAUGAAUUAGAGAGUUGGGAACCAUCAACGAAGCCUGCAGUACCCGGAUUCCCAACCAUGCCACUACCUAGCCCUCUUGGCUUGCCCCGGGUCAUAUCGCACGAGUUCAACCACCCCAGUGAUAUCUUAAGUUGUGCUUUGAAAUCACCGCCAAAUUCUAACACAUCCAGCGGUCUACCAGUCAUCACGAAGGGCCUUCUGCACCAGCUGAUACGGACUUGUCCUCAGGGCCAGGUUUUUACCCUGGAAGAUCCAGUUGAAGAGGAUUAUCAUACGCAUGGUUCUGCCGAUGGUCUCGAUUCUACGUCUGAUAUCACAGAUAUUCCCGCCAUUUCUAAUCGCCUGGCGCGACAUCUGCCCGGUGCGAAAUCCGCCAUAUUUCUACCUUUGUGGGACUGGAACAAAUCUCGUUGGCUUUCCGGUGUGAUUGCAUGGACCAAAAGCAGUUACAGAGCACUGGGUCUAGAGGAGCUACAUUAUUUCAACGUCUUUGGAGAUUCCAUAAUCUCUGAGAUCUCCCGCAUCCACUGGGCAAGUGACGAGCGAUCCAAGUUUGACUUCAUCUCGUCUGUCAGCCACGAGCUUCGCUCUCCGUUGCACGGAAUUUUGGCUAGUGCGGAAUUGCUCAAUGCCACUUCCCUUGAUGUGGUGCAGAAUGAGAUGGUUGAUAUGAUUGAGAGGUCUGGAUUGACUUUGCUCGAUACGACGAACCAUAUUUUGGAUUUCUGUAAGGUCAGCAACCUCCGACAUUCCAAGGUAUUAACCGUGGGAGCCUUGAACGAUACUGCCAAUCUUGUCUCCGAUUUCGAUGUCAGUCACUUGGUGGAAGAGGUGACAAACAUAUUGUAUGCCGGUCAUCGAGCGCCGGGACAACUUACACAGGGUCCUCGAAAGAUGUCAUCCGACUCGGUCGCAAUCGAUCCAAACGGACAAUCUAUUCCCACCCCACAAAUGUCCGUCGUUGUACGAAUUGAUGAAUCUGAUACCUGGAAGAUACGGUCGCUAGCAGGCGCCUGGAGAAGAAUAGUUAUGAAUCUUCUGGGAAACGCAAUGAAAUGGACCACAGCUGGAUUCAUCGAGAUAUCGCUAUCAAAGACCAAGAAUCAGUCUGACGGUCAGUCGCUCGUACACUUGUCCAUCACCGAUACUGGCAAGGGAAUCGCGGCCGAUUUCCUUAAACAUAAACUGUUUGCCCCAUUUUCACAGGAAGACCCUCUUUCCGAGGGUGUAGGGCUGGGUUUGAGCACUGUUCAUCAGCUAGUGACAUCACUUGGAGGUCAUGUCAAUGUCCGCAGCGAGAUAGGCAUUGGGACCCAGGCAGAUGUCUACCUACCCGUUCAAUAUCUGCCCGCUGAUAUCGAUACAACAAUUCCUUCUGCCCCGAAAGCCACCAAUGACGAUUCUGGUUCCAUUCAUGCGUGCCUGGUUGGCUUUAACGGCUACCCCGACCUCACCGAAACACCAACUGGAAUCCUGACUGUCGAGGGGAAACGACAGCUCUGCAUACAAAGCACACUCGCUAGUAUUUUCAUGUCAAAUCCUAACUGGAAGAUUUCUCUUGCGGAUUGCAUCGAGGAAGCCCAUGGUCAAGUCGUUGUUAUCGAGGAAGAUUUAUUGCGUCGUGCAAUGCGCGAGAAACAAAAAGAUGUUGCGGAGAUGGCGGCUCAAUAUGGAUUUGAUUUUCUCGUUGUACUUUAUGGCAAUGCUCCCAUUGAUCCGGACCCUUCUUCGGUCCAUUUUGUUCGUGUUGUUCAGCCAUUUGGACCACAAAAGAUCUACAAUGCCCUAGAGCAGAUGAUGAAGCGGCGCGAUGAGAGCUUGCCAGCCGCUCCCCUCGAAUCACUUGGUGUGAUUGAGCCAUCAGUUUCUGAAUCCCCGAACAUUGAUCUCUCGGCAACUGCCUCCUCGAAUGCCGAGGAUCAAAUGAAACAUGAACCUUCAAUCGAGACAAAGAGUUCCCCCGGUGACUCAAAUACGUCCACACCCCGCACAACACCCUGCCCACCCCGCAAGCAAUCCUCGGCCCAUGUUCUCGUCGUGGAUGAUAAUGACAUCAAUCUCAAGAUAAUGGCCACAUUCAUGAAAAAAAUCAAUUGCAGCUACGACACAGCCAGCAACGGUCUAAUCGCACUCGAAAAAUACAAAGCCUCCUCCACACAAUACGACUUCGUCCUUAUGGACAUCUCAAUGCCAGUAAUGGACGGUCUCGUUUCAACAGGCAAGAUCCGUGAACACGAGCGUCAAGUUGGCCUCAAACCAGCUUGCAUCAUGGCUGUUACUGGCGUUUCCUCUGCCGGCUUCCAGGAUCAAGCUUAUAUCGCCGGUAUUGACAAUUACCUCAUUAAACCCCUUUCCUUGAACGACCUCAAGAGUCGGAUGAAUCUUGCAUGA
Penicillium soppii is the source of this 3675-nucleotide messenger RNA. Its product is annotated as hybrid sensor histidine kinase/response regulator. The record is from RefSeq and is a predicted model, not a curated record. Gene Ontology annotation, biological process: phosphorelay signal transduction system; protein autophosphorylation. The coding region runs from base 1 to 3675 and encodes 1224 amino acids. The transcript has 6 exons. Gene Ontology annotation, molecular function: protein binding; histidine phosphotransfer kinase activity; phosphorelay sensor kinase activity. Lineage: Eukaryota; Fungi; Ascomycota; Eurotiomycetes; Eurotiales; Aspergillaceae.